AUGGGUGCGGGCCAGUCGACUGAUUAUAGUGGAGCGUCGCCAGAGGAACUGAGCUACAUGCUGGCGGAGCGAUUCGCAACAAAAUGCUUCUCGCCCUUGGAACUGACACAUUUCAAAGACAACUUCUUUUCUCGAACCGCAGAGCAAGGAGGCAUCCGCUACUGGAAUGAGAAGACACUGUCAGACUUCCUGGGAGUCCCGGACGGCAGCUGCUCUGGUGCGGACGAGGCUCCGCUUGAUGCUGGGCCUGUGCUGUUUCGCAUGGUUUCGUACCUUGGUGCAUUUCCAUUCCAAAAUACCUUGGCACCGAGCGUUUUGACAUUCGAGGCUAUGGUCAAAGUGGUGGUGCUACUGACUGAGCGCUACGGCAAAGUCCUCCGGCGAGGGCGGAAAGAUCGCAUCAAGUUGCUCUUUGGUAGCCUUGCUGAUGUUGGGAGGAAGAAUGUCGGGAAACCCUUUGAGACGGAUACCGCGGACAAACAAUCGGGAUCUGAAGAAGAUCCUGAGCCCUGUCCUGCCAAGUCCCAUGCGCCAGGAUUCUCUAUCGACGAGCCUGCCAAUGACGAGUAUGACGAGGAUGAGGAUGAUGACCUUGCCCUCGCGGCAUUGGAGUCUCUUGAUGCGAUUGAAGUGUUCAAGCACGAUCACCGCGUGGACCGGACAGUCUAUGAAACGCGAAUUUCGGUUGAUACUUUCCGCCGAUUGGUUAUGCUGUUGCUCGUCAUUGCGCCCUUGAAGCCACUUGAACCGGUCAAGACGUACACAUCUGAUCUUGGUUCUGAACGAAUUGAGGCGAUCCGGAAAGAGGCCGACAGUAUCAUUGCCGCAUUCCGGCCCGAGGAAAGUGAUGGCGGAAUAACGUACAGAGCAUUCGCCCGUACAGUCUCGACAUCCUUGCCCUAUCUAUUUGAUCCUCUGACGGCAUUGUUUGAGCAUAUGUUGUUCAGCAAGAACCUGAAUCUUUCUCAAAGACGACCGAGCGAGGCUACACCCGAGGACAGUGCAGAUGAAAAGGCCGAAGAAGCUGCCUUGGCAAAGCCUGUACUGCUCCCAGGGAGCUUCGAGUCAACGAUUCUCAACCCGACAAUCCUUUCCCACCUCUCAUUCUUCCUGCCCUCAAAAGCGCAUUCUAUGAACCUCUUCAAGAGUGGCGUCCGUCUCCAUCCAGUUUUCUCUACCGCCGCUCACGGCUCCUCGUUGACAUCCUUCUCCCACAACGUUCUCACCUGGCAAUCGGCCAACCUACUCAUAUUACAAGGUGCACCAGACGGAAACAGCGAAGAGAUUAUUACAAUCGGCGCUUAUCUCCCUCAAUCCUGGAAGUCCUCGUCAUCCCACAGCUCAUCUUCCAGCUCCGACCCUCUCCCUUGUCUCUUCCAGCUCUCCCCAGAACACCAAGUCCUAACCGGAAACCCCUCUCCAUCCGUGCAAGCACAAGCCAAUCUCCCAGCAUCUUGGUUCUCAACACAUACAGGCAUCGCAAUCGGCUGUCAAAUCCCACCAGCCUCACGAAGCCACCACACACCCCCCAGCCCGCACGGAGCCGCAAGUCUAACGAUAGACGUGAACCUUGAAUCCGCCGAGUUUCGCGUCGAACCUGUCGGUCAUGACGGUGUAUUCCUCCCAUCCGGAACCGCGUCAAUGGAAGAUGCCUCUGUCAAGACCCGCCUCGAUCUCUAUGCUCUUGAGAUCUGGGGCGUCGUCCCGGAUCCUGAGCUGGCGGUUUCUUCAGAUGCACAUGCGAGUGCGGUGGAAGUGCAGAGGGCCAAGUGGGACUUUGAGGCUCGUGAGGCGGAGAGACGGCGGAAUAUUAAUCUCAAGGCUGGGGCUGGGGAUUCGGCGAAGGAGAGUGCUAGGUGGUUGUUGGAAACGGCCGGAGUUAUUGGUGAUCAUGGUCAAUAUUCUGGCGGCAGCACUUGA
This is a messenger RNA of Penicillium daleae, 1920 nucleotides long. RefSeq lists its product as uncharacterized. NCBI's taxonomy places the organism in Eukaryota, Fungi, Ascomycota, Eurotiomycetes, Eurotiales, Aspergillaceae. The coding region runs from base 1 to 1920 and encodes 639 amino acids. The transcript is spliced from 2 exons. The record is from RefSeq and is a predicted model, not a curated record.